AUGAAUUCUGACUCCAGCUCUGUCUCCAGCAGAGCUUCCUCGCCAGACAUGGAUGAGAUGUACCUGAGAGAUCACCAUCACCACCAUCACCACCACCACCAUCAGGACAACCGGCUCAACUCGGUCUCCUCCACUCAGGGCGACCUGGUGCAGAAGAUGUCCGGGGAAGGCCUUUCCAGAAACGGCUCCAAGGCCGGAGGGGAAGGCAGCAAAUACAAAAUCAAGAAGCAGCUCUCGGAGCAGGACCUGCAGCAGCUCAGGCUAAAGAUCAACGGGCGAGAGCGCAAAAGGAUGCACGACCUGAACCUGGCCAUGGAUGGGCUGAGGGAGGUGAUGCCCUACGCUCAUGGACCUUCGGUGAGGAAACUCUCCAAAAUCGCUACCCUCCUGCUGGCCAGAAACUACAUCCUGAUGCUCACCAGCUCCCUGGAGGAGAUGAAGAGGCUGGUGGGUGAAAUCUAUGGAGGACACCACUCCGCCUUUCACUGCGGAACAGUGGGACACUCAGGCGGGCACCCGGCCCACGCAGCUAGCACGGUCCACCAGGUCCACCCCAUCCUUGGCAGUGCCUUGUCUUCAGCCAACACCUCCUCCCCGCUGUCCGCCUCCCUACCAGGGAUUGGCACGAUCAGGCCCCCUCACUCUUUACUCAAGACUCCUUCUGCUCCUCCGGCCCUCCAGCUUGGCAGUGGCUUCCAGCACUGGGCGGGUUUGCCUUGCCCUUGCACUAUCUGUCAAAUGCCUCCUCCGCCACACCUGUCUGCCCUCACCACAGCCAACAUGAGCAGGAUCUCUGCAGAAUCCAAGGACUUACUGAAGUGACACUGAAAGCUCCAGAGCCUCUUUAGCUAUAUCAGAGAUCACCCUUUCAAACAAGUUCUGUUAGGUGAUGCUGCAGGAAGAGUCCACACAAGAAGUCCUGCGUUCGCAUGCAUGCUUCUUUUCCUUUGCUGAACUCCAGUGUGUUUCCUCCCACUGACAUCCGAGCUUGUCAAAACUGCAUUUGUGGUAACA
Gopherus flavomarginatus (Mexican gopher tortoise) is the source of this 1014-nucleotide messenger RNA. Its product is annotated as oligodendrocyte transcription factor 3. The coding region runs from base 1 to 822 and encodes 273 amino acids. The transcript has a single exon. The record is from RefSeq and is a predicted model, not a curated record. NCBI's taxonomy places the organism in Eukaryota, Metazoa, Chordata, Testudines, Testudinidae. Gene Ontology annotation, molecular function: protein dimerization activity.